CCUUUGCGCAUUACCGCCGGCAUAGCUCGGCUUUCGUCUUAUCAUCAUGGCGGAGCCGCGAGACAAGGCGCUGCAAGACUAUCGCAAGAAAUUGCUGGAGCACAAGGAGAUCGAUGGGCGCCUCAAGGAGCUAAGGGAACAACUGAAGGAACUUACCAAGCAGUAUGAAAAAUCAGAAAAUGACCUCAAAGCUCUACAAAGUGUUGGACAGAUUGUUGGUGAGGUUCUUAAACAAUUAACAGAAGAGAAAUUCAUUGUCAAAGCAACAAAUGGACCAAGAUAUGUAGUUGGCUGUCGUCGUCAGCUUGAUAAAAGCAAAUUGAAACCUGGGACAAGAGUUGCAUUGGAUAUGACCACCUUAACGAUUAUGAGAUAUUUGCCAAGAGAAGUUGAUCCACUUGUUUACAACAUGUCUCAUGAAGAUCCUGGCGAUGUAUCUUAUUCUGAAAUUGGUGGAUUGUCAGAACAAAUCAGGGAACUAAGAGAGGUUAUAGAGUUACCCCUGACAAAUCCAGAAUUAUUCCAGCGUGUGGGGAUUAUACCUCCCAAAGGCUGCUUGCUAUAUGGCCCACCAGGAACGGGGAAAACUCUCUUGGCUAGAGCUGUUGCCAGUCAGCUAGACUGCAAUUUCCUAAAGGUUGUGUCUAGUUCCAUUGUAGACAAAUACAUUGGGGAAAGCGCUCGGCUGAUUAGAGAAAUGUUCAACUAUGCCAGGGACCAUCAGCCCUGUAUCAUCUUCAUGGAUGAAAUUGAUGCUAUUGGUGGUCGCCGUUUUUCUGAGGGAACGUCAGCUGACAGAGAGAUCCAGAGAACUUUAAUGGAGUUAUUGAAUCAGAUGGAUGGAUUUGAUACUUUACACAGAGUCAAAAUGAUAAUGGCUACAAACAGACCAGAUACUCUAGAUCCAGCAUUGUUGCGACCUGGAAGAUUGGACAGGAAGAUUCAUAUUGAUUUGCCAAAUGAACAAGCUAGGUUAGACAUCCUGAAAAUCCAUGCUGGACCUAUAACUAAACAUGGAGAAAUAGACUAUGAAGCAAUUGUGAAGCUUUCCGAUGGAUUUAAUGGUGCUGACCUAAGGAAUGUCUGUACUGAAGCAGGCAUGUUUGCUAUUCGUGCUGAUCAUGACUUUGUAGUUCAGGAAGACUUCAUGAAGGCAGUUAGGAAAGUUGCAGAUUCCAAGAAGCUGGAGUCUAAGUUGGAUUACAAACCAGUCUAAGUCCUAUACAACAUGGUUAAUGGCUGACAGUGACUGCUGCAUGGGAAAUGUGGGGGCUUCCUAGGUAAAAUGAGAAACAGACUAUUCCUUGAUUGUGUUGUUAUUUCAAGUCUAUGUAUUAAUGAUGGCAGUUAGCCAUUUGUUAAUAUUAGGUAGGAGUCUGCUGCAACAAGAGGCCCUCUGAAAACAAGAUGGCUUUUCAACCCCACACAUAUGCAGUAUAAAAUCUGCUUUCAGAUAAUGACUUUAUCAAAUGUACUAUUUUGAUUUCAUCUGGCAGAUUUGAAGGUGGCAUGCUUGUUUUAUAUCAUUUAUUAUUUUCUCUUCUUUGAAACAGUAAAAUACAUCUUGUUUAAAUCAAGUUUGUUAAUUGGUUCCUCAGCAUCGUGUAAAUGAGAAGGAACAUCAUCAGAUGUUGGACCACAAUAAGUUUUGGGUAUCUUGUCUAAAUCUUAAGAAACCCUGCUUUUCAUAGAACAGUGUUUUUAUUUGAGAAGCUAAAAGCAUUUAAAAAUCAGAAGUGAUACUUUUUCUCAAUUUAUUUUUGAUAUGACAGCUUAAAUCUUUCACACAUUAGGAUGAAUAAAUUUUAAAAAUGUAGCAUGUUCUUCUGUUUAAAUAUCCUGGUUGACUUCUAGUUUUCUUUAAGGGCCAUUUUAAGAUGAAGUUAAGAACUUGUGAUGUAGGCCUAGGACACAUUCCCAGCGCAUAUCAGGAUCUGUUAGCUUCAUGACAUUGUACCACCCCCCCCACCCUCCCCCAAAAACCCCAGCUUUGAGAAUGCUCAAAAUAAUGAAAGCAGAAAAAAAUGUUUAAUAUUGUGUUCAUUGCAUAACUGCCUCCCUUAAAUUUGGCUUUUUAUAACACGAGUAGAGGGAAAUACAGAAUAGCCUACUAUGGUUACUCUUGUACCCUGAUUGCUGCCUAGACCAAAGAAGCAAAGCAAAAUAUUUAAUUAGAACUUCUGUAUUCUGCCUUCCAUGUAAUCAUUACUUACUCCCAAAGCAUCUCUCUUGCAGCAAACAUACAAGAGCUAGUUCAUAAUCAUUCACAAAAUUGGUUUAAAGCAUUUAAGAAACUAGAACCAGGCACAUUGCACUGAAUAUAAAAAUGGCCCCUAGCAAUAAAAAAAGUUGGAUUCUCCCAGGUUUACUGUAAGGGGUUAGGUUACAGAGCAUAUAUUUUAGCCCUCCUUUUGGCAGUAAGUAAAUUAAGACAGGGUCCUCCUUAUUUAAUGCUUACUUUCUAGCAAUCUUUUCAUUUAGGAGUAGGCGGUUAACCUUUGAUGAGAUACAAUGUCUAUGUGUUCUUGUUCUGAACUAUUUUGCAAACAUCUAUUCUCAUUUCCAAAGUCAGGGGAAUCUAUUUAUAGAUCAGAUAAGAAGAUAAUAUUUCAGAUAACUAGAUAUGCCCACAAAAUACUGCCAAUUGAUCUUUCCUAUCAUUUUGACCUGAAACUUAAUGGAACGGCUCACAUGACAUAAGACAAGAAGAAACCACACUGUGGCUUAAGGUAUUCUAUAAGUCCUGCCCAUUGUAAUGUAUGCAAUGAGCCAUAAAUCUAAUCCUAACAUAUUAUGAAUUAUUAUAAAAUAGUUGAGUCUGUGAUUUCAAAGAUCAUACUUGAGGACAUAUCGCCUAAGAGCAAAUCCAUAAUGAAUAUAUACAUUGGCUUUUAUUAAUUUG
This is a messenger RNA of Pseudonaja textilis, 2902 nucleotides long. It is a transcript of the gene PSMC6, whose product is annotated as proteasome 26S subunit, ATPase 6. NCBI's taxonomy places the organism in Eukaryota, Metazoa, Chordata, Lepidosauria, Squamata, Elapidae. The record is from RefSeq and is a predicted model, not a curated record. Gene Ontology annotation, molecular function: ATP hydrolysis activity; ATP binding.